Molecule: messenger RNA, 873 nt
Organism: Aspergillus chevalieri
Lineage: Eukaryota; Fungi; Ascomycota; Eurotiomycetes; Eurotiales; Aspergillaceae
Exons: 2
Coding region: 1-873 (290 amino acids)
Source: RefSeq, a predicted model, not a curated record
AUGACGACAGUGAAAUCAAACAUACCUUCAAGGCAGCCAGACUUAUGCCAGCGGAUGCCCAGGGAUUGCUGGAUGGGAGUCUUUGACCAUAUGGAAGCAGACGAAAUCGUGACUAUGUUGUCUGCAUCUGGGGAUCUCAUCGCAUCUGUUCGGCCUUCGAUGUAUAGCACUAUCGCAUGGGGGUGGAACACUGUGCCCCAAGCACGCAUUCUGCGCUUACUGCGGGCUGUUCUACAGUGCCCUGAACUGGCCUCAAAUAUCCAGCACGUCUCGAUCUUGUCAUCUUCGCAAUAUGUGCUCACCGAAGAAUGGAAAAACGACCCACGAGAUGGCCAGGAUGGGCCACUUUGGAAUCAAAAUCUUGAGAGUUUCAGCGACGUCGUGGAGCAGUCUGAAUCAAUUGUUGACAAAGCUCAGCUCCCAGAGAUUUUGAAAUGGAAUGGAGCGCUCCAGAAAGGCAAUUCCUAUGCAUACGUGACCAUUCUCCUCUCCCAAUUACACAACCUUAAAUCUCUUCGGCUGGACUACUCCUUUGUCUGGAAAUCAGGGUUUCCUGGAUUGAUGAUGAAGCACGCGUUAUUUUCCACACCAAAUACCGUACUAUCAUCUUUUAACUCUCUUACGGCUAUUGACUAUGGUAGUAAUGUACCCCUGUCUGAGGAGUUUGACCCCAUCUUUAAUAUUUUCGAUGAAUUGAAUGGCUACCCUCCUUGUGAUCAUAACCAAUUCAUGGCCUGGUUCCAUCUGCCUUCCAUUCAAUCCAUAUCCAUUUGGCUACGGAGCUUUCAAGACGUUAUUACUGGUGAGGACCAGGAGUCAUCGCUCGAGCUACUAUCAAAGAAGAAGAUGUGCCAUCUUUGCUGUCCCAGAUGA